CCUCACAUGUUUUUCAGAAGGUUCAUUUUUUCAGCAAGAGAUUCAAGAAAAACCACAAAAGUCCACUAACUACCCAUUCAAUAUCUCAUGUUCAAUUGAAUUGGAUGUGACUGAUCUAGUACAGUGUAGUCUAGCUUCUUGUCAUUCGAUUUGGGCAAAGACAGUGGUCUGGCGUCUUGUUGUCGAAAAGGGUUAGAUAACUAGAAAAUGGUGAGGACUCGUACAUUGCAGUUUGCUGCGAUGUAUGGAGGUGUCAUUGUCCUAGGCACUGGUAUUGGUCUCAUGGAAAAAAUUCAGUAUGACAUGAGGAAGACUGAUUAUUAUCAGAAGUCACUGAGGAUUUUGCAUGGCUACAAAGCUGCUAUGGACCUGCUGGGUGAACCUUUAAGUGCUAAGCGAUUAAAUUUGGCAGGCCGCGGACCAAAUAAAGUAGAUAGAGUCAAGGGAACUGCUGAGCUUUUGAUCCCGGUCAAGGGAAGCAAGGACUCCGGGUCACUCUAUGCUUGGGCAACACGAAUCAAGCCAGUUGAUCAAGAUAAAGACGAUAGUUGGCAAAUUGACAAGUGUGAGAUUGAAAUUGACAGUAUUAAAAGAAAGUGGAAAUUCUUUGAAAGACAUGGUUGUGACAAUACUUGCAAUAAGGAAACGUCUAUACCUGAUAGUGAUGAUGCUGAAACUAUUGUUGAUAAGGAAUUAUUUUAUUUGAAAUCUAGUUGAUGUGACUUUUGUUGCAUCAUGAUUUGGUUACUGGAGGCAGGUACAACAAGUUGCUGGUGCUGUUGAAUGUCCUAAAGUCUAAGGCAAGGUUAGGGUCCUCCUGUCCUCGGCAUUUUCAGGAAAGAUUUACCAGGAAGACCUAGACUACUUAAAAUGUCUGAAAAGUUGUUAGGGAUAAAACAUUGCUGUGCUCAGUGUCUUGAUAUCGAGUUGUCCUCCAAAGAGAGGUGCAAGGGAUAUCCUGUUCAGCACAAGAAGACUUGUGUAUGUCUUUAUACAUAUUUGAUUGCUUGUAUGAUACUGUGCAGGAAUAAAUGUGACUGAUCCUGCAAAA
Messenger RNA from Lineus longissimus, 1051 nucleotides. RefSeq lists its product as uncharacterized. The record is from RefSeq and is a predicted model, not a curated record. Lineage: Eukaryota; Metazoa; Nemertea; Pilidiophora; Heteronemertea; Lineidae. Bases 208 to 717 code for a protein of 169 amino acids. The transcript is spliced from 4 exons. Gene Ontology annotation, cellular component: mitochondrial inner membrane. Gene Ontology annotation, biological process: mitochondrial respiratory chain complex I assembly; mitochondrial respiratory chain complex IV assembly.